This is a messenger RNA of Megalobrama amblycephala (Wuchang bream), 2415 nucleotides long. RefSeq names its product coiled-coil domain containing 157 (gene ccdc157). The transcript is spliced from 9 exons. The coding region runs from base 94 to 2121 and encodes 675 amino acids. NCBI's taxonomy places the organism in Eukaryota, Metazoa, Chordata, Actinopteri, Cypriniformes, Xenocyprididae. The record is from RefSeq and is a predicted model, not a curated record.
CGUCCAUGGAAACCUGGUGUGUAUAGAGCUAAUGCACAUGUUCUUGCUACAGAAACUCUUAACUAACAAACGCAUAUUUUGGUCUGUUGAACAAUGACUCAUCUGUUAGGCCGUCAGGACUGUAUCGACAGCCUUCGGAGAGAUCUUAUUGAUUUACAGGGAGCGGUCCUUGAUGUUUUUUCUAAGACUGGACCCGUCCGUUUCCAAUCAUGGAAAUUUCCCGAUAAACUGUCAUGUAAUCUGGAUUUGGUCAGUCUUUUAGAGGAGUAUGACUAUGUAGAUGGUGAGGAGGAAUUCAGUCAGCACUCCCACAUAGUCCUGCUAGAGCUGCUGAUUGACAGAUUAAUGCUUCUUCUCCAGAGUUUUAACGUUCAUGCUGAGCUGUUGCUUGAGAAGCAGAGAGUUUUAUCAUCUGGUCAAAACGAAUCCUCUGUUUCCAUCGGUCCUGUGGUCAAACGCUUCUGGAACAACCUACUUCAGCUCAGAAAUCAACAAGCACAAGAAGGGACUAAUGGACAGCAACUUCGAUCUCAACGGAGUUCAUCAUUCAUUACCAGAACAGCAGCAAACACACCUACUGUUAAUACGCACAAUACACAGAGCACCUCCAUGACAAGCCCCCAUAAAACCACCUCAAGUACCCCAGAUUCCUCUUCCCACCACAGAAGAGCGUCCACUGCAGGCUCCUGUGUGUCUCCGUCCACUCACACUGUGAGCUGUCAGACAGUAGAGUCGGCCCUGGUGCCCUGUGAGGCCUGUGCUUGUGUUCAGGCGGUGAUGAAGGAGAGCAGUGAUGCUCUAGUGUCUCUUUGCCAGUCUCUGGGUUUGCCUUGCUCCAUGCAGGGCUUCCUGGAAGCUGUGGAGGAAACACAGCAGCUGGGCCGCUUGUCUGCAUGUGACAUUUCCCAAUGGGCAAGUGAGCAGCGUAAGGAUAUGAGCCGUGUUGGGAAACAUGUUCUGGAGGUGAGAGAAACUGUUGAGCCACUGAAAAAGAAGCUGAAAGAGACCGAGAGUGAGCGAGAGAAGCUGAGAAAACAGCUAUCAGAGACAGUCAAAAGAGAGAAGGAGGAGAGGAGGAAGAUGGAGGAGGAGUGUGAGCACAGAAUGCAGGAGGUGAAGGUCAAGGGAGAGGAAGCAGUAAGGAGGCUAAAGGAGGAGCAGGAGGAGUUAAAGAGAGGUGUGACGCUAUUAGAGGAAAAAAAAUCUGAACUCACAGCAGAACUGAAUUUGCAUACAGAAGCAAAACAGAGUCUUGAAUGUGAGAGGGCUGCACUUCAGGAGCAAGUUCAUCAUCUGCAUAAUUCACAAGAGACCAUGUUAAAAGAGAUGGAGGAGAGCAGGAAAAACCUGGAGAAGGAGCUCAGAAGUACACAGACACUGUUAGACAAAGAAAGCGCCAAAAACCACAGUGUGCAACGCCUGCAUGAGGCUCUUCAGGUGAAGCAGACGGCUCUGCGGAAGCAUCUGGAUGUGCUGGUUCAGCAGACUGAGGAUCUACAUGGCAGUCUGGAAGAAUGUGAGGAUGAAAAAGCUGAUCUUGCCAACAAACUCACACAGAUCAUACAAGAAAAAGACACACUUCAGGAGCAACUCACACAGCAGCAGUCCCGAUGUAGUUCACUGUGUAUUGAGAAACAGAGGCAGCAGACACAGAUCACAGAACUGGAGAAGAGUGUGUCUCGUCUGAAAGAGAUGCUGGAAGAAGCUGCCCAGAGAGAGAGGAUACUGGUGGCCUUUCCUGAGCUUAACCCACAAGUAGCACCACAGACUACAGGUGAUGUGAUGUGUGAUAUGGAGCAGCAGCUGAAGGCAAACUCAGUGAGGAUCAGGGUUCUGCAGCAGGAAAAUGCCUCCCUGAGUAACAGCCUAGCCAGACUGAAGGACAGAGAGGAACAACAAAGAUCUUCAGACUCUGGCAUAGUAGAGAUGGACAGGAGCAGAGAAGCUGCACCGAUGGGACCCCUGGACAGCUCUAGCACCUCCUCUCCCACUUCCCCUUCAUCCAUUCUUCAUCAUCAGACUCUCUGCCUCUCUCUGCACCAAGAUGUGGAAGAAAGAUACAUGAACAUUCGUCAGGCUGCUCGCAUCCGGUCUGCAGGCACACGUCGCAGGAGGAAGUGAUGUCACUUAAUGGACUGAUAGGUCUGGAGACUGAAAUAUUAUUGUGACUUCUGUGUUCUUCAUUUGUAUGACAUAGGCCUUACAAUGGACAUUUGGCAUUUUUCGGAUGUUGCACAAUAUACAACAAGCCUGAAUGUUGUAUGAACUGGAUCUUCAAAUCCAUGUUGUUCAGCAGCUGGGGUGGAAAAUAUUGUUGCUGGUAAAUAUUUCAGUCCAAAAAGAUGCUAAAAAAAAAGCUGGUUGACUUCAUAUGAGGACUGUAUCAAAAUUAAGUUAUUCCGAUUUUGUCAGUAA